Anneissia japonica is the source of this 2519-nucleotide messenger RNA. Its product is annotated as enterin neuropeptides-like. The record is from RefSeq and is a predicted model, not a curated record. NCBI's taxonomy places the organism in Eukaryota, Metazoa, Echinodermata, Crinoidea, Comatulida, Comatulidae. The transcript is spliced from 4 exons. The coding region runs from base 287 to 1453 and encodes 388 amino acids.
AGGCGGACAUAAUUCUUGGCGUAUUCAAGAAUCACGCAUUAACCAAGUCACCGAUUCGAUAGAGUUGUAUGAUCGACAUCGCUAUUCAUUUACUUACUUUACAAGCGAAUUCUAAAAAGUGAUAAAUACUGAAUAGAUACAGCCCGAUAGACAACCUCACAAGUGGCACUACUCCCUAAAACCGUGAACUUAUCAGCUCAUCUAAUAGGACUAGUAUUAGCUAUACAGGCCGAAGGCCAGGCAUAUCCCAGACAGCGAACUUUUCUGUGGCAUAUCCCUUCACAAGAUGUUGAGGCAGCCCCCUUUCUUCCUGUUGUUGACAUGGUUUCUUUUCCAGCAAUGCCUAUUGACUCUUUGCUACGCAGGUGACAACAUCCACGAUGCAUACAAUAGGCCAAUUGGAUUCCCAUCAAAGAAGGCUAAUGCCACUGCUCCAAUAAAGAACUGGAUACGUGCAUUGCCAUUGUUACACCAAGGUCUUUACUUUGGCAAGAGGGUCAUUGCGGAUGAAUUUAACGAUUUUCAAGAUAAUGAUGAGAAGGAACUUCGUUAUUCUACACUUGGACACAUAACAUCAAAAAGAAAUCCUAGACUAACUAGUUUUAUGAUGGGCAAAAGAGAUCCACGGUUUUCUGAUUUUAUGAUGGGCAAACGGGAUCCACGUUUUUCUGAUUUUAUGAUGGGCAAACGAGAUCCACGUUUUUCUGAUUUCAUAAUGGGCAAACGGGAUCCCCGCUUUUCUGAUUUUAUGAUGGGCAAACGGGAUCCACGCUUUUCUGAUUUUAUGAUGGGCAAACGGGAUUCACGCUUGAGUGAUUUUAUGCUUGGUAAAAGAGAUCCGCGCUUCAGUGAUUUCAUCAUGGGCAAACGAGAUCCACGCUUGAGUGAAUUUAUGUUGGGCAAACGGGACGCACGUAUAACUGACUUUAUGUUAGGCAAACGAGAUGCGCGUUUAAGUGAUUUUAUGAUGGGCAGGCGAGAAUUAGGGUUUGAUGAAGAUGAGAAUGGAAGGCAAACUGGACACAAUUAUUUUCAGAACGAAGUAGACCACCAGUCUGAUCGUUAUGUUCUGCAUGGUGGAGAUCUAGAGACGUUAGAAGGUAGCAGAGGUAAUGUGGUUUAUGAUGACACUGAUAUUCCUAAUCAAGCUGAAGCUGCAGAGUUCCAAGAACUUGAAUCUAGUUCAAGUCUAAAGCGUGGUAGCGGCAAAGGCAAGCUCCAUCGUCCACAGUUUACAGGAACAGGUAAAACGCCCUCUCAGCUUUGGAGUAACCUGGGGUCUGGAAAAAGAUCAUCCUCGGUAGAUUAUGAAGAUGAAGACGAGAAUGUAAUAACUGAAAUCAAACGUUCAGCAGACCCAAAUCCGAAGACAUCAGUGCGAAGGUUCCCCCCUGCAGCCCUUCAUAAAGGGUUGUAUUUCGGCAAAAGAGCAGCAAACUGGGCAGAUAUCUAACAGCAAAAUUCCAAUGAAUUUUUAUUCCCAGCCAGUUGUUUUACAUCGUUUUCUCAAUAAGACGACAAACGUGCCUUGCUAGCAUAAUUCUAGAUCACUAAAAAUUGGGCUAAAAUAACACCAGAGCCUAAGCCAAGAUUAGGGCUACAGAUGCUUUAAUGAUUAUAAACCAGAAUUUUAGUAGAUAAGAAUUUAACUUUUUGAAUUAGGCCUAUCUGUAAUACAUCUUUAAAGUUAUGAUUGCCUCCACUGUUAUUAUACCACCAACUGGCAAAUAACUUAAAUUCAAUAUAAUAUUUAUUUAGCAAAUUAAAACCUAUAGGCCUAUCGUAAUUAAUUUCAUCAUAAUUAAUUUUGAGUAAUGCACAGUUUUUUUUAAGAACAAAUAUUAUCUAUUAAUAUCGUUAUUUAUUAUAGUUCCAGUUGUUCAGAGGUCUGCAGUACAAUAUUUUCCUCGAUUAUCAGAAACUGGAUUAGAUAAACAUAAGCCUGAGGGUAAAACUGAAUAUGUUUGCUACAAUAUGAAUAUAAGUGUCAGAAAAGAACAGAAUAAAUACCAAUAACGGAUACUAAUCUAAAAAAAACGGAGAACAAAUUUACUCUCUGUCAUUGGAGAAAGCUAAAUUUCAUUGAGAUGUGUAAAGUUGAAUUGUAGUUUGCAGUCUGGAUUUAGCGUCUGUUCCGUCCAGAGAAAAACUUCAAUAGGCAUAAUUCUUGAAUAAUUCAUCUUAAAAUUAUGCCAUAAUAAUCAUGUAAAAUAAUAAAAAAAUAUAAAAGUAGAGAUUAUGAUUCAACGUAAUGGAUUGACUUUAUUUUAAUUACAACAGAGAAAAUACAUCGCUUUAUGAUAUUAAAGUAAAAUUUAAUUCUAAUUCAUUUAUUGUAUUUAUUUUCACACGUUUACAGAAUUAAAUCAAGCAACUUAUAUGUAAAGGACGAUUUAUCAGAUGAUUUGUGGCUAUUAUAAUGAGUUUUUGUUUUGUGUUUCAUAUUUCGGAGAAUUAUAAAUUCCAACAGCGAACAGGAAAUAAUUAUGAUUAAAUUAACUAUGAGAUUAAGAUGAAAA